CAUUAAAGUUGUUGACAGUCGUAAAGAAUGGCGAUACCUGACAGGUGGCGUAAAUAUCUUGUGAUAGUGGGUGGGGUGCUGGUGCAUCUCACUCUCGGAACAGUUUAUACGUUCGGCAAUCUGAACCCAUACCUGACCUCGUACAUCCGGAAGUACAGCAGCCCCGGUAACCUGCAGUAUGGGGAAAGUGUGUGGAUCUUCUCCAUGUCAGGAAUGGGUCAGGGACUGUCCAUGUUCCUUGGGGGCGUCAUCAACCGAUAUAUCGGCCCCCGACUCACCACGCUUCUCGGAUCAAUGCUCAUGAGUGCCGGAGUCCUGUUGACGUACGUGUCAGUCCAGCACUCCUUCGUUGCCGUUGUUUUCACGUACGGACUGAUGUUUGGACUGGGUGUCGGUAUAGCUUAUGCAGUGCCCAUGGCCUGUGCAAUGAAGUGGCUUCCAGAGAAGAAGGGACUAGUCAGUGGCUGUGUGGUCGCCGGAUUUGGGGGUGGUGCCUUCAUCUUCUUGACCAGGUUCAGAUUAGCGUACAUCAACCAUAACAACUUGAAACCUCAGAUAGAUGAAACUGAUGGGGGAAGUUAUUUCACACAGCCCGAGGUGUUGGACAAAGUACCCAAGAUGUUCCUGAUACUGGGAGCAUGCUACAUCGUGAUGCAGCUCAUUGGCAUCAUCUUCAUAUCAGAGCCGCCUCCUGUUGAGGGCAGUAAAGGUAAUACUUCCAUCACAAUGGCCAAGGUAAGGACAACAUAUGUGCCCCAGCCUAAAGGAGAUGGAUCAGAUGAGUCUGUAAAUGUGAUGGAUGUGACGGUGAACCCCGAUGGGGAGGACAGCGAGACGAAGGCCUUGAUCCCAGCAGCCAGCUCGGAUGAAGAGGGAGGCAUAAAACAGGAGGAAACUCCAGCAAUACGGGAACAUACAGGCGUGAAGGAUGAUGAGCAUGCUGUCUUGCACCCGAAACAAAUGUUGAAGCAGCGAGCAUUCUAUAUCCUGUGGUUCAUCUUCCUCUUUAAUGGACAGGGUGUGGUGUUCUUCUCCUCACUGUAUAAGGCGUAUGGACAGACGUUUAUACAAGAUGACGUCUUCCUUGCCACUGUUGGAGCAUUUGGUGCCGUCUUUAAUGCUGCUGGACGAAUUGCAUGGGGAUACUUUGCUGAUAAGGUUUCAUUCAAGGUCAGCAUGACGUGCCUGUGUGCUCUGUUCACGGUGCUGCUGCUCACAAUAGGCCUGACAAGCUUAGCAGGAAAAUGGCUGUUCUUCCUGUACGUGUGUCUGAUAUUUGGCACAUUCUCGGGCAACUUCUCACUGUUUCCUGUCGCUACAGCCCGGUCAUUUGGUCAGCUUCACUACCCACUCAACUACGGGCUGCUCUUUACAUCCCAGGUGAUCACAGCCCCUGUUGGUGCAGUACUUACCUCCCAGUUGAAGGGCAUCAUUGGCUGGUAUGGGAUGUUCUUUGUGGUGUCUGGAUUCUCAUUCAGCAGUUUUAUUCUGAUGUUUGUCUUCCAAGUUAAAAAUUCCAAAGGAAAAGACGUAUAAAACCGAUUUUUUAUGAAAGACGAAGGAGAAGACCUGGGAUACAGUACAACAGAUGUCUGCCUGGCAACAUUGAUAUCUACAUGUGCAAUAUUCCCUACACUAGUCAUCUGUCUGGGUAUAUAGUUCCAUGUGUUUGAUGUAAGGACAUUAUUCCAUACAUGACCCACCUGGGUAUUUGGACAUCUACUUACGUAUGUGAUAUUCCCUGUACAAAAUAUCUGGGCUUGUGAUAUAUGUCUUAUCCUAAUAUUUGAUGUCCUCCGGUGUAUAAAGACAUCAGUGUGUGUGUGAAAUAAGGGUGAUCUUCUUUAUAUUUAAUGUCUUUUGGUGUAUAUGGACAUCAAUAUAUGUGUGAUAUAAGGGUGAUCUUCCUUAUAUUUUAUGUCUACGGGGUAUAUGGACAUCAAUGUGUGUGAUAUAAGGGUGAUCUUCCUUAUAUUUGAUGUCUAUGAGGUAUAUGGACAUCAAUAUAUGUGUGAUAUAAGGGUGAUCUUCCUUAUAUUUUAUGUCUACAGGGUAUAUGGACAUCAAUAUAUGUGUGAUAUAAGGAUGAUCUUCCUUAUAUUUUAUGUCUACGCGGUAUAUGGACAUCAGUAUAUGUGUGAUAUAAGGGUGAUCUUCCUUAUAUUUGAUGUCUACUGGGGUAUAUGGACCUCUGUGUGUGGGAUAUAGGGGUUAUAUCCCUCCUAUAGAGGGGUGACUUGUCUUCUGUCAUGGUAUAUACUAGUUGGCAUCUCCUUCUGUGAUAAAGGAAUUUCAUUCAGAAGGUAGCGUGCAAAUAUUUAAAAUGUUUUGAAAGCAGCAAUUGCGACAAUAUACUGUUAUGUAUUGUUAUAAAAUGUAUCAAAACUUCAGCCACAGCUUGCACAGGUUGAAAGGGUGAAAUUGAAUACCUUAACAUAUCAUUCAUACGGUAACAUCUGCUUGUCAGAAAUCUGUGAUUGUGUUAAUCUAUGCAAGACUAGAAGUUGUGUGGAGCAGCUAACCCUAGCAACAGCUGCUUCAGGAAGCUACAGGGUGUUGUGUGCUGUACCAUGAGUUUGUUCUGUCGAUGACUGACAGCGUCUGUUGUAAUGUGGAUAUCUGUAUAUAAUAACCAUUCCAGCUGAAUAUUCCAAAUCACAUAGAAGGAAAUCACAAGGACUCCAUGAGACCCUGCCAUGCUGUGAUGUGCAACUUAAGAUUCAGGAAGUUCCUACAUUCGAAUAACGCAGGAACUCCAGGAACUCCAAAUAAUGUUGUUCUCAAAAGUACAGUCAAUAUUCGGUUAGAUUUGCUUCACUGAUCUGUUUCAAACAAGCACAUCUCCAUUUAUAAUAAGCUUAAAGUAUCAUGCAUACUUUGUGUUUGGUGGUACCCGUGAAGGUCCGGGUUAGUAUGUAUACAGUGCCCUAAAACACCAUGUCCCAGUCCUGAACUCCAAUGUCCUACACACAAUAUCUCAAUUUUAGGACUCCCAAAACAAGUCCAGAAGUGUUCUAAUACCCAAUAUUGAAACUGUAGCACUUCAUUUAUUGCCUUGUUGAUAGUUCGCACCCAUAUAUAUAAGUAGCUUGGUGGCAAAACCGAUUCACAUGUUGAUGCUUAUGCAAUCAGGUACUGACUUGUUUAAUAUUAUGUUGGACCAACUGGUAAUUUGACUGAUGGCAAUGUGACGAGAGUCUGCUGAGAGAGUUGUCUGUUGUGUACAUAAUGUUACUCCUUUAGGGAAGUGCAAUAAUCAAGUUGUGCCAAAUAUUUUAGUUGUGGCAGUUACCGAUUGGGUAGCAGUUGUUGCUGUCUGUAUCACUGUCGAAUGUGACUGCAUAGGAGACGGUGAUGCUGCAACAGUUGUGUCAGACUUUAUAUUUUAGAUAAUAUUUGCCCAAAUGUGAUCCUGAAAAAAUUACCCUGAGAGACACCUGAAGAUAGUUUUACUGUACUAAGGUUUCGAAUUAGAAAAUAAGGUCACUAACUGAAUAAUCAUGAACAAUAAAUCUACGAGCCUAUUACGUAAAUUCCUUUUCUUUUGAUUAUGUGUGGUACUCAUAUAAAGACUAUCACCUAUACUUUCACAAACUCGACCUGGACAGUUGUUUGAGAUUUGUAUCGGAAAUAUACCUGAAAACAAAACCGUCAUGUAGUGAAUAUAUCAUUGUAUUACAUAUAUUGUAUAUUUCUUGUUGGCUCCUCAUUUGUGUAAUCUUGGAGGAACAGAUGUUUGUCUUCCACAUUUCAGCUCUUGUCAUCCUGUUCCAAUAGAUCAAACGAGUAAGUGAAGUGUACAAUCAAAAUGUCACCUAGUGUAAACUGUCAGUCGACAUGAUUCUGUACUGCUGUUGUUUUCAGGUUGAACACUGAAUAAAAAGAAAUAACGAAA
Messenger RNA from Haliotis rubra (blacklip abalone), 3895 nucleotides. Its product is annotated as oxalate:formate antiporter-like. NCBI's taxonomy places the organism in Eukaryota, Metazoa, Mollusca, Gastropoda, Lepetellida, Haliotidae. The record is from RefSeq and is a predicted model, not a curated record. The coding region runs from base 28 to 1536 and encodes 502 amino acids. The transcript is spliced from 13 exons. Gene Ontology annotation, biological process: transmembrane transport. Gene Ontology annotation, molecular function: transmembrane transporter activity.